Messenger RNA from Parastagonospora nodorum SN15, 1342 nucleotides. RefSeq lists its product as hypothetical. Lineage: Eukaryota; Fungi; Ascomycota; Dothideomycetes; Pleosporales; Phaeosphaeriaceae. Gene Ontology annotation, biological process: succinate transport; fumarate transport; transmembrane transport. The coding region runs from base 279 to 1244 and encodes 321 amino acids. The record is from RefSeq and is a predicted model, not a curated record. The transcript has 6 exons.
AAUGGAGGGCUGGUCUGCUCUUUUUCUUCUUGAUUUCACUUUUCCCCCCACGAUAUCAGAGAAUCUUGGAAAGUGAUUCAUUGCAGCUUCCUUUGUUCCUGGGCCGAGGAUCUUAGACUGGGGUAGGAACCAACACUUUCGCAUCGUUAACGCUGAUCGCUAUUGGGACGGUGCCGUCAUAAGUGUGCAGGGUAUUUGUUACUUCGUUUUUGUGAAGUCUUUCUCCAAUCGCUCUUCCUACAGCUUCGAUUUUGACGAGAAGCGUGUUUCUGCACAUCAUGUCGGCAAAGUCUACGGCUGGGCCUGGUGGCAGGAAGCCGGCGAGCGCGGCGACGAAUUUGAUUGCUGGCGGUGGUGCUGGUAUGAUGGAGGCGCUUGCGUGUCAUCCUUUAGAUACAAUCAAAGUGCGCAUGCAACUUUCAAGACGAGCACGAGCGCCAGGUGCACCAAAACGUGGAUUUCUUACCACAGGAAAAGAGAUUGUGAAGCGUGAAACUGCUCUUGGAUUGUACAAGGGUCUUGGUGCGGUGCUUACGGGCAUUGUACCGAAGAUGGCGACGAGGUUCACGAGUUAUGAGUGGUACAAGCAGAUGCUGGCGGAUAGUGCAGGCAAUGUUAAUUCGAAAUCUACGUUCAUGGCUGGUCUAGCUGCCGGUGUCACUGAAGCGGUCUUCGUCGUUACGCCCAUGGAAGUCGUCAAGAUUCGUUUACAAGCGCAACACCACUCGAUGGCAGAUCCGCUAGACGUUCCCAAGUACCGAAAUGCUGCGCACGCGUUAUACACCGUCGUGAAGGAAGAAGGUGCCGGAGCUUUGUGGCGUGGUGUAUCGCUCACCGCGUUGCGACAAGGAACGAAUCAGGCUGCCAACUUCACUGCAUACUCUGAGCUGCGAGCGGCGCUGCAAAAGUACCAUGGCACAAACGACCUACCAAGCUACGAGACUUCGCUCAUUGGACUCAUGUCUGGUGCCGUCGGACCCUUCACCAAUGCGCCCAUCGACACAAUCAAGACAAGGUUGCAAAAGACUCCGGCUGAGGCAGGAACAAGUGCUUUGCAGAGGAUACAAGCAAUUGCAAAUGAGAUGUGGAGACAAGAGGGCAUCCGUAGUUUCUACAAGGGAAUCACACCCCGUGUCAUGCGUGUCGCGCCCGGUCAGGCCGUCACAUUCACAGUGUACGAAUACUUGAAGGGCGUGCUGGAGAAGGGGAGGGAAAUGCUGCCUGGCGGACAGUACGAGGAGUAGUGUGCCAAAGACGAGAAGCAGGUCCGUUGAUAUCCAUUUGCAUCGUGCGAUGUACAUAGCAAGCAUAGCAUCAAAAGAAUAAUUCCAUUUUUACAAAA